This is a messenger RNA of Brenthis ino (lesser marbled fritillary), 633 nucleotides long. The record is from the annotation of a GenBank genome assembly. Lineage: Eukaryota; Metazoa; Arthropoda; Insecta; Lepidoptera; Nymphalidae.
AUGAACCUGCUAUGCGAGACAGAGUUCCCCGCGGCCGGCGGCCUCAGCGCGGGCCGGGGCGACGCCGUGAGAGGCAAACAAAAACGCCACGAAUCCGUCCGACCUGACCGAAAGAGCUCGCUUGCCGCUCGACUCGACCAUCGACGUGUUUAUUUCGGAUUUCGCUUCGUCGCGUUUGGGUGUGUCAUAAAUAACAUUGAAAAAACCAACAUGAGUGGACAGCAAUACUACCCGUACAAGUGCACCCCCACGGUGUACCCCGCGGAGCCCUUUGACCCCGCCGCAGAUGCGGAAACCCUUCGCAAGGCGAUGAAGGGUUUCGGAACCGACGAGAAGGCCAUCAUCGAUGUACUUUGCCGUCGCGGAAUUGUCCAGCGUCUUGAAAUUGCCGAAACCUUCAAAACUAACUAUGGAAAGGACCUUAUCAGUGAACUGAAGAGCGAACUCAGCGGUAACUUAGAGAAUGUGAUCGUGGCUCUAAUGACCCCGUUGCCUCACUUCUACGCAAAGGAAUUGCACGACGCUGUUGCCGGGAUGGGCACUGAUGAAGAAGCCAUCAUCGAAAUCCUUUGCACUCUGUCUAACUACGGAAUCCGCACUAUCUCAGCUUUCUAUGAGCAAUGUAAGUUAUAU